Staurois parvus is the source of this 456-nucleotide messenger RNA. Lineage: Eukaryota; Metazoa; Chordata; Amphibia; Anura; Ranidae. The record is from the annotation of a GenBank genome assembly.
UGUGCUGUGUCCCUCGGACACAGCGGAUCACCGCUCAACAGAAAGAGCCGAAGAUGUCAGCUCAGUCAUGUGAUCAGCUUUGUCCAAUCACAGCUGAUCACAUCAGUGUCACCUGUCAGUGUCCAUCAGUGCCAGCUUUCAGUGCUCAUCCAUGCCACCUGCCAGUGUCCAUCAGUGCCAAAUCACUGCCACAUUUCAGUGCCCAUCAGUGCCAUAUCAAUGCCAGUUAUCAGUGCCCAUCAGUGCCACAUCAAUGCCACAUAUCAGUGCCCAUCUGAGCUGCCUUUUAGUGUCACACAUCAGUGCCAUUCAGUGCCACCUAUCAAUGUCAGUCAGUGCCACCUAUCAGUGCUGCCAAUCAGUGCCACCUAUCAGUGCCAGUCAGUGCCGCCUAUCAGUGCCAGUCAGUGCCGCCUAUCAGUGUGCAUCAGUGGCACCUAUCAGUGCCCGUCAGUG